Molecule: messenger RNA, 338 nt
Organism: Colletotrichum acutatum
Lineage: Eukaryota; Fungi; Ascomycota; Sordariomycetes; Glomerellales; Glomerellaceae
Exons: 1
Coding region: 109-297 (62 amino acids)
Source: RefSeq, a predicted model, not a curated record
GCUACGUGUCUAGUAUAUAUACAUGAAAUAGUCCUCUCCUGCCCCCUCAAGUCUACACUCGCAAUACUUUCGCGUCACUGAUCUUCAACUCUUGUCAUCCUGCCCGUCAUGAACGUUGAUUUACUAAGGCUAUUGACGCUAUGCGUGUUUUUAGGGUUGGCAAUAUGCGUUGAGUCUCUAUCCGCGACAUGUCAACAGCUAUCCGCAUCGACGAAGAUCCAGCAAUACCAGGGAAUUGAGAUAGAGUACACCCAGGAACAACAAAACUAUUGUUGUUGUUGUUGUUGUUGUAUUUAACGCCGUGGCGGCCGGGCUAGAGCCCUUACCGCAGACCUCCC